AAGACAACAGAACCAAUGGAAGCAGAGACUCGGCCGACGGUCAUGUCCCGCCUCUAACCUGAGGCUCAAACAGUAAUAAGCGCAGAUCCAUUUUUUUAAGAUACAAUAAGACAAAGACGGACUGAUUAAUUUAGUUGCUUCUUUUCAAUGGUAUUAACAUAAAAGUUUUCCCCAGAAUUGACCUGGAGGAGUUUUCUUUAAUCGGAGAAAGCAGAUUACGAGGCUGUGUAGAUACUUUUCUGCCCUGCAAUAUUUCUGGAGGCUGGGUGUGUUCUCUCGCUAUCAAACAAAGGGUCUCGGUGCCUGGGAUUUCCAGAGGGGCUUGUGUCCUUAUUAUUGUCGCAUGCGGAAUGGCGAGUGCAGCUUUCGAUCGUUUCGCUGCCGAGUGCUUGGUGUCCAUGUCUCGGACAGCAGUGGUCCAUAGUCCCGGUCCAGCAGCCACCCCCCCCGGGGACUGUCAGGACAAAGACACCGGUCUGCUGUUGGUUCUGGCUGGGAUCCCGGCUCAGGGCGGCCACUCGGCUGAUGGCAGCCCACAGGAUGGGGCAGAGAGCCCGGGUACCGGGCACUGUGUCCCCCCGAGACCCAGAGGCCGGAGAGGCAAAGGCAGGAGCGGCCAAGAGCGUCGGCCCAAGAAACACCAAUGCCAGUACCCGGGCUGCGGGAAGGUCUACGGCAAAUCCUCGCACCUGAAGGCUCAUCUCCGGACACACACAGGUGAGAGGCCCUUUGCAUGUACUUGGCCAGAUUGCAACAAGAAGUUUGCUCGCUCUGAUGAACUGGCUCGACACUACCGCACCCACACGGGCGAGAAGCGCUUUAGCUGCCCCAUCUGUGAGAAACGCUUCAUGCGCAGCGACCACCUGAUGAAGCAUGCUCGGCGCCAUGCCAAUUUUCAGCCCAGCAUGCUGAAGAGAGCACACAGCUCACGGCCAAGCUCAGUCAGUGAUUACAGUCGAUCAGAUGCAUCCAGCCCAGCACUGAGUCCCGCCAGUUCACCCUAAACACUCCUGCACCCGAUGACGACACUUUUGAUAUGCUUGGCCUCCCAACUGUUGAACUUCACUGCAACAGUGAAAAACAAAAAGGGAAAUUAAAUUGGUCGAUGUUGAAGGGACAGCAUCACUGCUACUGAGUCUUUCAAGAAGAGUUAACAGCUUUACGAGAAAACACAAAAUAACUACACAUUCACCUCAGGAUAUGUUACUGUUUUUCUUAAACUGCACAAUAGAGAAAGCAACGUACAGCUCAGAUUUAACCUGGUUCACCUUUUCCCUCAGGGAUGACAACACAUUUCUCCUGUACCAUCGCCUUGCCUUAAAUAUUUGCACUCUGAUUGCAUCACUGUUACAUUGAUAUGCAGGGGGAUACGUGGGUCAAUUCUCCUCUUGAAAUUUUAAUGUUUGUGGCUAAAGUGUUAAUCAUGGGGUUGUUGUAACUUGUAUGUUCAUCCAAAUUGCAGCCCAUGUUUCACUGGUGGCUGAAAAGGGUUUGCAGAUCUCCUGGUCAUUCAUCCAACCUUCCACCUCCUCCAGUAUGCUGCAUAUCACUUUCAGAAGGUAAUUGAAGAACAGUGCAUGAAGUUGAGUGAUCAGAGCUUUGCUGUUCCUAAGUUAAAGUUACAAGCUGCCAGUGGAUGUUGUCUUUCCUGCUGAUCAUCACACCCCCUGCUCCUCCCCACAACAAAGAAAAGUAAUUACUCUGUAAAAUUAUACACAAACUUGGAGAGUUCAUAUUAUGGACUAAUGAAAACCCAGAAGCCAUUCCAAAAUGUUCUGAAGAUAUUUUCGAAGAUAGUUUUAAGUGCUGUCAGAUGUAGUGUAUUGUAUACUCUAGGUUAUUGGUUGCAUUGUGGAAGGAUAAGAAUAUACAUUCCAAAGGAAUCCAUGUGGACUCUGUAUGUACUUACUUUGCAUGGAAGCUAUUGCCUCUGGUUCCUUGUGUUUGUUGUGUUGAUAGGGUCAGCAUAGCACUAUAGGUACUUGAUGCUGAGAUCAGGUAAUUUUACUCCUGUACCUCUUGCACUCUCCAGCAGUAAGUGUGUCUGAAACACAUCAACACACAGUUACUCUUUGAUAAUCUUCUGUAUUUAUUUUUGGGUUUCUAUUUAACUGUAAAAUGCAAUAGGCUGGUCCUUUAUUAAAAAGAGGAGAAUGUAUGGUCAACUUGAGUGAUUAACCAUUUAUUAUGUGUGUAUGAAAGAAGUUCAAAAAGUCUCACUGACUUGUCAGUUAACCUGGUACAUACAAUUUUAUUUUAAAUUUGUGCUAAACCACAAGAAUUUACAGUUCAUUUUGCAAUCUGCCCCUCUCCAUCAAAAGACUGUCUGCAUAAUUUCAAAACUGUAAAUAUUUUUCUGGCAACUUCUUCCUACCUCCUCAUUCCUCACCCUCCAUCACAAAAAAACAUGGUUCUCUUUCACUGGGGUACUGGUUCCACAUGUAAGCAGCCUUCAAUAUCCUCACUCACUUGCAAACUUACACCAUGAUCAUUGACCAGUCUUCAGUCAUGAAGGAUAUGAUAGUCAAAAGUCUGUUCUAUCCUGUUCUUAACAAAGGCUUGCAUUUCUCCAACAGCAAUCACUGGAGUAUGAUCAGAAACAGGAACAAUUACCAUGAAUUGCCCUUAGGGUGGAAUCAGCUAAUUCAGUAGGGAAUUAAAUGUUAAAUCUUGUAUGGAUUAGUUUUACACCAGACAGUUCAGACAUCUAAACAUUUUAUAUAUGAAAUAGUUCUUUAUAAUGUUGUGGAUUAUGAUAGAAUGAACAGCCUUCUCUCUCCUCCCUAUCAUUUGGCAGGUUAUGGAGGUGAACUCCUGAGGUUGCUAAACAAAUACACUCAGACCUCAGCAUAUUAUAGACUAGUUUCCUGCAUAAAAGAAGAACUCAGAGAUUGAAAACCCCCAAAGAGGCUCACUGUAUGAAAGCACACUAAACUAGGAGCAGGUUUGACAGAUACAUCAAAUACCCAUUAAGGAAGGAAGACAAUUUAAGGAAUGGCUUUGGCAGGAUGAGGACAAGUGUUUUUUAAAUGUUUCUAAAAUUAGGUUUAGGGCAGGCUGGAGAACUAAGAUGGGCAUUGUCUUUUCACCUCCGAGGUAUUGUUCAAUAUUGUUCUGAAUGGAGCUAACAAUCAUUAAUUUGAAAUUUCUAUCUCAUUGUUUCUGCGGAUUGAGAUACUGAAACUAAUUGUUGCUGCUAUAGCACAGACAAUCUCACUCCAAAAUGGGGAGAAAAUUAAUCUAGAUUUAUUUUUACUCUGUAAUUUGUGCUGUACCUGGCCUGGGAGCAUUUGACGGGACAGUAUGGAGGGAACAUUAUUCUGCUUCAGUUUUAUGUACCUAUCCUGGGAUUUACAUGGUACUUCAGUUACAUGUUUCAUUACCCACAAUGAACAUCUCGUAGCUUUAAAACAAAAGGUCCUUCAACUGCCUACUUCUCAAAAGCUAAAUGAUUAUAAGUUUCCGGAGAGUCAAGAGUUCUUUGGUUUUAUGUAUAAAAGUGAGUGAUAGUAUCAGCUAAUGUUAGCUGUAUCAAAAUUACGAGCUGAGCUGUAUUUUAGCGAGUGCGAUUCUUUGGUGCUUGUACUGUAUAUUUAUAUUUGGGGAUCGGGCAAGAUUCUCCAUCUCCAGUCAGACUGUUCAAUUUUUCCUUAGUACCUUGUGCACAUAACAUUUAAAUCAUGAAUUUCUAUUUUAAUUAAAUAAACCACAUCUAUCUGUAGAAGGCCACGUAGUGACUCACCAUAUGAACCGAAACAUUAUUAGAGGGAUCGCACUUCACAAUGUUGGUGCUCACUGCUCUGAUGUUCUGCUUUGUAUGCUUUUUGUAAUUUUACUUUGUACAUCCAUUUUGUGAUUAUUGUCCUAUGCAAAUUUUAACACAAGCUAAACUACAGUUUCAUAAUAAAUGAUAUGCAUGGAUAGU
Stegostoma tigrinum is the source of this 3925-nucleotide messenger RNA. RefSeq names its product Kruppel like factor 13 (gene klf13). NCBI's taxonomy places the organism in Eukaryota, Metazoa, Chordata, Chondrichthyes, Orectolobiformes, Stegostomatidae. The coding region runs from base 351 to 1004 and encodes 217 amino acids. Gene Ontology annotation, biological process: regulation of transcription by RNA polymerase II. Gene Ontology annotation, molecular function: RNA polymerase II cis-regulatory region sequence-specific DNA binding; DNA-binding transcription factor activity, RNA polymerase II-specific. The transcript has 2 exons. The record is from RefSeq and is a predicted model, not a curated record.